Danaus chrysippus (African queen) is the source of this 624-nucleotide messenger RNA. The record is from the annotation of a GenBank genome assembly. Lineage: Eukaryota; Metazoa; Arthropoda; Insecta; Lepidoptera; Nymphalidae.
AUGGCUAAAAAGAAAAUUGAAUUAUUUAUUAAUAUAGACAAUGAAAAAGAGUUUGAGAAUAUGAUAACGACUAAUUCGAAAACAUUGAUUUGCGCUGACUUGUAUAAUUCUUACGCUGGACCCUGCGUUGUGUUAGAUCACCUCUUUAUAAGAAUUAAAUUGGACUGGAGUGAUGAUAAGAUUAUUCUUUUGAGGAUCCGAGUAGACGAUAUACCAUCACUUGAAAGGUUUAAAAAUCAUUGUGAACCAGUCUUUGUAUUUAUUUUGGAUAAAAGAAUAACGAAAAUAUUUCGUGGCGUAGAUAACAUAAGGUUCGCUGAGGUUGCUAAAAAGGAGGUUGAAUAUUUUAAAAGCAGACUGGAAGGGGUCAUUGAUGAUAGAAAAACUUACAAUUUCGAUGAAGUGCUACCAGAAGAACAGGAAUGGGUGAAAAAGCUUGUUUUGGAGCAAAAGCAGAGAAAAGCUAUCGUUUUGAUGAGGAAGAAGGAAAGGCAAGCUGCUCGCAAGCGUCACCGGGCUGAGCUGAUGGUUCCUUACUUAGAACACCUUAAUUUCGUGCUGUACUGGCCUCAUGCUGUUCACGCUCAUCCCGAGCUAUACGAACGAUGGGAUGUUAACAGUUGA